Messenger RNA from Mycena indigotica, 1098 nucleotides. RefSeq lists its product as uncharacterized. The transcript has 3 exons. The coding region runs from base 1 to 1098 and encodes 365 amino acids. Gene Ontology annotation, biological process: regulation of transcription by RNA polymerase II. Gene Ontology annotation, molecular function: RNA polymerase II cis-regulatory region sequence-specific DNA binding; DNA-binding transcription factor activity, RNA polymerase II-specific. The record is from RefSeq and is a predicted model, not a curated record. NCBI's taxonomy places the organism in Eukaryota, Fungi, Basidiomycota, Agaricomycetes, Agaricales, Mycenaceae.
AUGCACUCUAAUCCGCCCCCGCCUCUCGAGCUCGUCGACAGCGCCAUUCACCAUAACAUGCUUGCUGUCCAUUCUCAAUACGGCCAUGGCCAUCAGCUUUAUGCGCCUCUCCCUUCGCACCCAUUGGACUACGUGUCCUCGUCCUCUUCUUGCGAGCCAACGCCUCCGCCAUCGAUGGGUCCCAAGCGGUAUCGAAGCACACCUCCAAAGUUCCAAUGUGUCGGUUAUGGGGACUGCAGGAUGAUUUUCAGUCGAAGCGAGCAUCUGGCAAGGCACAUAAGAAAACAUACCGGUGAACGUCCUUUCACCUGUCACUGCGGCAAGCAGUUUUCUCGCCUCGACAAUCUUCGCCAGCAUGCCCAGACCGUCCACUCCGCCCCCGAGGACCGACCACUGAAUGAGCGCAUGAUGCGAGCCCUUGCUGGUAUUAAUGCCAGCAUGAUGGCCGGUGUUCGACGUAGACGGUAUGGCAACGGUGGCCCAGCGACAAGUCCCAGUUCGCCCUUGCCCAUGAUGUAUUCGCCGGGCUACGCGAGCAGCUCCAUGUCGUCUUCUCCAGGCCUUUCAAGCUCUGGCUCUUCUUGUGCCUCCCCUGCACUCAGCAAUGCCCCUUUCCCAUACGAACCCGAGUCAGGUCAUGCCGUUUUUGCCGCCUACACUGCGGGGUACCCCUCUGGCUCGCAUUCUUUGCCAGCCUCUCCUUCGUACCCGUCUUUCCAGUCACAGUACACGUCUCAUUCCCCCUACCCUCCCCAUCAACCCCAAUCCGCCCCUGCUUUCGAAGUCGAGGCGAGCGAUUAUCUUGCCGCCGGCGCCAUCGCUUCUCAAGUUCACGGUCAUGCGAUAGUCAAGCAAGAGGAGGUCGACCUUGGGUUAGACCUGGAUGAGUUUUACCGUGCCGUCUGCGGCUCUCCAUCGGACUUUGUCGCCGGUCCUGGAUACGACUGCGAUUCGUCAUCAAGUCCAAGCCCGCCUCAAAGCCCCGAAUACUACUCUAAUCACCAAGAGCGGGAGAUGACGAAUGCGGAGUAUUAUCGUGCGGUCCAGGCCGAAUACUAUUCUCAACAACCUCAAGCGGCUUAUGCCUUUGCUUCUUGA